GGAGAGGAGAGAGAGACUUGCGAGAGAGAGGAGAGGGAGAGACAGAGAGUCAGAGACCGAUCUCGAGAGAGGCCGGGUCCGGGUCGAUAAAAGGGCAAAAAGGCAUAGGCAGAUAGCAGCUCGGAGCCAUGGCCGUACGCGCAUAUUACUAGGAGUAGGAGAGGAGGAGGAGCAGCAAAUUAAAGGCAUAUAUAGGCAAAUAGUGCUACUGCUACGACUAGUGCUCGUAGCCGCUACAUACAAGGUGACGAGAGAGAGAGAGAAGGAGAGGAGAUCUUGAUCUAGUUCUAGCUAGUAGAGUGGUAGCUAGCAGUGAAGAAGAAGAAGGGAAGCUGAGCUAGCUAGGAAGGGGCGGGGAUAGGAAGGAAUCGAAGAAGAAGAAGCAGCAGCAGCAGGAGCAGCAAGAAGCAGGCAGGCAGGGACGAGAUGGGGCGCGGCAAGGUGGAGCUGAAGCGGAUCGAGAACAAGAUCAGCCGGCAGGUGACGUUCGCCAAGCGCCGGAACGGGCUGCUCAAGAAGGCGUACGAGCUGUCGGUGCUCUGCGACGCCGAGGUCGCCCUCAUCAUCUUCUCCAGCCGCGGCCGCCUCUUCGAGUUCUCCACCUCCUCAUGCAUGUACAAGACGCUGGAGCGAUACCGCAGCUGCAAUUUUGCAUCCGAAGCAUCAGCUCCACUAGAGGCUGAAUUAAAUAAUUAUCAGGAGUACUUGAAGUUAAAGACAAAAGUUGAGUUCUUACAAACAACUCAGAGAAAUCUACUUGGUGAGGACUUGGGUCCACUUAACGUGAAGGAGCUAGAGCAACUUGAGAACCAAAUUGAGAUAUCUCUCAAGCAUAUCCGGUCAUCAAAGAACCAGCAGAUGCUCGACCAACUCUUUGAUCUCAAGCGCAAGGAACAACAACUGCAAGAUGCUAACAAAGACUUAAGAAGGAAGAUACAAGAAACUAGUGAAGAAAAUGUGCUGCGACUGUCUUGCCAGGACAUUGGGUGUAGUGGAUCUAGUGGGCAUGGUGAUGAAGCCAACCAAGAACGCCUUCACCUUGCUCUUGAUCCUUCCCUGCAUAUAGGGUAUCAAGCUUACAUGGACCACAUGAACAAUGAUUAAGUUGCUUCUUUGUGCUCUGUGUUCUAGUGCCCAUGGAUCUUCUAUAUAUGUUGUUGGACGUAAUGCUUUUGACAAAUCCUCUAUAUUUAACCAUAUCGGUCCUAGCUUUAUGCUACUGUAUUUACUAAACUAAGAACUCCUAUGACUCUUUUGUUCAAGAAGAAUGAUCUGAUCAUGACUUUCUUGCUAAAUAACUACCGUAUCCCAUUCUGAA
Messenger RNA from Sorghum bicolor (sorghum), 1318 nucleotides. Its product is annotated as MADS-box transcription factor 5. Gene Ontology annotation, biological process: positive regulation of transcription by RNA polymerase II. Gene Ontology annotation, molecular function: DNA-binding transcription factor activity, RNA polymerase II-specific; RNA polymerase II cis-regulatory region sequence-specific DNA binding; protein dimerization activity. The transcript is spliced from 8 exons. Gene Ontology annotation, cellular component: nucleus. NCBI's taxonomy places the organism in Eukaryota, Viridiplantae, Streptophyta, Magnoliopsida, Poales, Poaceae. The coding region runs from base 427 to 1104 and encodes 225 amino acids. The record is from RefSeq and is a predicted model, not a curated record.